This is a messenger RNA of Larimichthys crocea (large yellow croaker), 687 nucleotides long. RefSeq names its product myosin heavy chain, skeletal muscle-like. The record is from RefSeq and is a predicted model, not a curated record. Gene Ontology annotation, cellular component: myosin II complex; myosin filament; cytoplasm. Gene Ontology annotation, molecular function: microfilament motor activity; actin filament binding. The transcript is spliced from 4 exons. Lineage: Eukaryota; Metazoa; Chordata; Actinopteri; Sciaenidae. Bases 238 to 687 code for a protein of 149 amino acids.
UUCACACAAGGUGAGUUCACCCGUCAAGUUGAGGAGAAAGAAGCUCUUGUCUCCCAGCUGAGCAGAGGCAAACAGGCCUUUACACAGCAGAUUGAGGAGUUAAAGAGACAGAUUGAAGAGGAGGUUAAGGCCAAGAAUGCUCUUGCCCAUGGAGUGCAAUCAGCCCGCCACGACUGUGAUCUGUUGAGGGAGCAGUUUGAGGAGGAGCAGGAGGCUAAGGCUGAGCUACAGCGUGGAAUGUCCAAGGCCAACAGUGAGGUGGCUCAGUGGAGAUCUAAGUAUGAAACUGAUGCUAUCCAGCGUACUGAGGAGCUUGAGGAAGCCAAGAAAAAACUGGCCCAGCGCCUUCAGGAGGCUGAGGAGCAGAUUGAGGCAGUGAAUUCCAAGUGUGCUUCUCUUGAGAAAACCAAACAGAGGCUCCAGAGUGAGGUGGAGGACCUCAUGAUUGAUGUGGAGAGAGCCAAUGGACUGGCUGCCAAUCUGGACAAGAAGCAGAGGAACUUUGACAAGGUCUUGGCAGAGUGGAAACAGAAGUAUGAGGAGGGUCAGGCAGAGCUUGAGGGAGCUCAGAAGGAGGCUCGUUCUCUUGGCACUGAGCUGUUCAAGAUGAAGAACUCUUAUGAGGAAGCUCUGGAUCAGUUGGAGACCAUGAAGCGUGAAAACAAGAACCUCCAGCGUGAGUUCUGA